UAUCCGAUCGGAAGCGGCGCAAACACGCUCGCUCACGCGCUCUGAUUUGGUCACUCACGGUGUUUAUCGAUAUCGGUUGUCCGUGGGCGGAAAAGAGGGACAUAUCUUUGUACAUAUAAAUAUAUAUAAGUACGUGACGCUCGUUUCUAUAUACUCGUGAACGCGUGCGAAUCGCGGCGAACGUGUGUGAGGACGCGCGGACGCGUUACCGAUACAUUGAACGCGUUCUCGGAAGAUAUCGCUAAGUGGUCGCCGAUAUAAGGAACGGAAGAUCAGUCUAAAACCACCUGUCCUCGAACGUGGUAGUUCUCUCGUCUAAUCGUGCGCGUGGUAGGAUUUAAGCUCGGGCUAAGGUGAUAGUUGCUUGUGAUCGAUCGAGUUGCUUCCGUACGAUCGAACGAUCCCCGGUACAAUGGAGAGAUUGAAGAAGAAACGGAAAAGGACCGACAAUCAAAAGAAAGUGUUGCUCUCCAUCGUUGAUCCCUGGGACGUCAGAGUGGCCAGUGUCGAUCCAGUCGGACUGGCAGAACGACGAGGCGUUUCCUUGUCGAUCACACCGCCGCAACAGAGCAACGAGAACAAGCCAGUGGAAUCGGUGUCCCCGGGUAGGAUAGUCAGGAUCCCGUCACCCUGGUACAAACCAGCACACAGCAGCGUUUUGGAACGAUUCACCGCUGACGGAGCUGGAAUUGAAACCAGCUCUGGCGAACCGACCUGGGUGGAUCCUUGGCACUCGUCCAGGUCACCAAGCGGUGGACAGUAUCGUUCACCGGAAACGCCCCAAAAUCCGGCGAGAAAGAAGGCGUUGAACGAAGGGAAGAGCUCGAGGAGAAGCGGUGGCCUCCGGAACGAUCAGGAAAUUCCAGACGACAAUGGAUUAAUCGGCGCGACACCGGAAAUCACGUGCAAUGAUGUCGAUCACGGGCGCAGUAGUGGAACAGUUGGAAGAGUAGUGCGUUUCGUGAACGAAGAACGUCCUAGGAGCUCCACUUGGGGAUCACGACUGGACCAAAUAAAUCGUGCGCACAAAGUAAAUAAUCUAUACUCAUCGAACACAAUCCAUUUCCCGAGCGCAAAUCACGAAAACGAGAAUUAUAAUUCUACGAGUGAACGAGGUGAGCCUCUACGAGGAAGAACAGAGGACUCUGCGGUGGACGUUGAUGGGAAUGACGAGGAGAAACGGUGCAUGUUGACCAAAAAUGAUGAGAAGCUUGGUCAUGGAUUUUUCGAAGACGAAGAGCUUGUGAAUGUCGUGCAAAAUUUAGUAAACUCGAGGUACAGUCCAAUUUUAAAUGGAACACAGAGAAGGACAAUAAAUCGAAGAACACCAUGUCAACAUCAAAAGGAAAUAAUUACAGUGGAUGCGUCGAAGGUGGCGGGAUAUAGCGAAAGCGAACCUGCUACGUCCACAGAGAAAAUUACGGAAACUACAAAAAUUCCAAAUUACAGAAAUACUGAAACGAGGGGUCCUCAAGAGGCCGCGAUACUUCGCCCUAAUCGGAUUCGUAAAACGAGCAUCUCGAUGCCUAGUAAUCUGGACGAAAUGGAGAGUUUACGAAUCGAUAGGCAAAAGGGAACCGCCUCGAAGUUCACGAGAUCGGAGAGCGACGACAGCAGCAGCGUGACAUUCAGUAAUAGUGGUUCGACGCCCAAUGGAAGUCCUCUUGGUUCUGAGACCGAGGAAGAGGCGAACGAUGAAGAGUUGGCCAAAGUGCCGUUGCAAGCUCCUCCGCGAAGAAAGAGCAGAGCCAUGUCGCCGAUGUUAAGCGAAAAAUUAGGGAACGAUCCCAUGGAACUUUCUGGAGCGCAGAGCGUCAACUCCACGAUAACGAGCGUUAACAGCAUUAGCAGCUUACUGAAGGAAAAACUUCAGUUGUCGAUCCCUCAAGCUCUGCGCAGCAGUAAGAAGAGACAGAACGCUGACUAUAGACUUCGAGCUUUCGUCGGAAUAUUAUUCCUCUGCGUCGUUUUCCUCGUGGGGUUUGCGCAUAUUUAUUACACUCAACAUGUUCUUCAACGAGCCUAUUUCGAUAAAUUCAGGUUCAACAAAAACGAGCGAGUGAUGCACGUGUACAGCAGUACCGGUGCGGAGGUGAUCGCAGCGCGUCUUGGCAACGAUAUACCAGCCGACACCGGUGUUUUCUCCUGUCUGUCUCAUUACCAGAAACAAGACUCAGUUUGCCUGGAGUGGCUUCAACAAGCACGCUUGUAUCUCGCUCACACGAAACACGCGGACAUGCACUGUUAUCAUAUCACCUGGCAGAGCUUGAACUCGUACUACAGUCCGAAAGAUUGCUUCGACUGGUCGCCGAAAAGAGGCCACUGGUACGGCGGAGGCCAAGUGCAAAACAUGCCCUACCCCCUCGAACGUGGACGACUCGAUUUAAGUCCCUUUGUCACCGGCGACAUUACCAAACAUCCUUUCGGCAAUGUGCUCAAGAGGUACUUCUUAAACUCGAAAGGUGCUACUAUACUGGUCGAUCCAGAGACUCCUCUCUACGUGUCCAUUAACGCGAACAGGAGCAACAAUUUCUGCUUGCAAGCGAAGCACGACGCGUUCGCGUACAUCAAUCACCUGACACCAUUGCCUCAGUUGAACUACACCAUCUGUGCUACCGAUAACAUGAAGAUCUUGCACUCUUCCAUGGCCGAGAAGUCCUUGUGGGAUGGCUUGAAACCGGAUGAGUUGAACGCGGUUCAUUCGCUGUUGUCCGAGCCAGUCUGGCAAAUUUCGCCCACCAGCGAGGCAGCAGUUUACAAUUACACGGAAGAUGUGAUUGCCUUGGGCUUUCUGAAACAAGGACACGUUUUGUUGAGCGAGGAGUGGCAACCUAGUGCUGGUGAUUUCGUGUUGGACGAGGAGAGAUUCACCUCGAUGGAAGAGACUAUUAAUAUCAUUCACCGUCGCGGGUUCAGGAUCGUGUUCACUAUACAGCCGUUCAUAUCCACAGAGUCCAUUAAUUUUCGAGACGCGGUGUCGAACAGGCUGUUGAUCUCCGAGAGAGGAAGCGAUCCUAGAAUACCUGCUUUGACUAGGUACAAACAGAGUAACAGCGUGGGCGUCCUGGACAUCACGAAUAACAAGACCUUACCUUGGCUGCAGUCCAAGCUGGAAAGUCUGAUCAUGAAGUAUCACGUGGACUCGUUCUACUUGGAUUUAGGCACCGCGCAAGACAUGCCUCACUACUACAAAUGCGAGCAACCGCUGACAAAUCCGGAUCAUUACAAAACGCUGUUCACAAAAUCGAUUUUGGGAUCCGUGCCCGUGAUCGGUGUGUCAGGCGCGAUUUCCAGGCCACGUGCACCAGUCUUCGUUUCCCUCCCGCCGUUCUCCUCCUCCUGGAAAGCCAUCAAAACAGUCAUACCCACAGUUCUGACUUACGGAAUGAUUGGUUAUCCGUUUAUCAUGCCAGGAGCUGUCGGCGGAGACGUGGCCUUGCCCAUGUCCGAUAACAAUCCUGACAACGACUUCGAGGUGAAUCUACCAGACAAGGAAUUGUACAUCAGAUGGCUGCAGCUGUCCACGUUUCUACCGGUGAUACGUUUCACUCAUUUGCCGAGUAAAUACUCGGACGACUCUGUGCUGGAGAUCGCCAAGAGAUUGACAGAGCUAAGGCAGAAAACGGUGACGCCGAUGCUGAAGAAAUACGCGAAGGAAACGCUUAACACUGGCCUGCCGAUUAUACGACCGUUGUGGAUGCUGGACCCGGCGGAUCCAGCUUGCCACGUUGUCGUCGAUGAAUUCUCCGUGGGCGAAGAGCUGAUUGUAGCGCCUGUACUUUACUCCGGUAGCAGGCAGAGGGAGGUUUAUCUACCUGCAGGAGUGUGGCGAGACGGAAUCGACGGUAGCCUUAGAAAAGGAUCUAGGUGGAUUCAUAAUUACAGAGUCGCCGAGGAUAAGGUUGCGUACUUCGUGAAAAUGCCAGACAACACGAGAUUUUGAAAAUUGACUUUCAACUUUGCAAAAGAGUGGUCCUGUUGGAAGUAUCAGAGAAGAGGGAUCGGUGCGAUUUUUACGGGACGAGUUUUUAUGCGAUUUUUACGGGGAUGAUCGUUUUAAAAACGGAACUUGACUAGAAGAUUAUUUUAUUUUAUUAGACAUUCUCCAAUUUUUUUCAUAAAACUCCGGCGAUCAAUUACAAUUUUAAAGAUCGAAUAAGAAUCGAAGAAAAGAUUGCGGGUGAAGGGGGGAGAAUAUAAAAAAAAAGGACCAAAAAAAUGUCGAAGCUUGGAUUGUUUCGUUUUACGAAUUUACAGAUUGAGACUACGAAUGGCUGACGAAGAAUUUUAUGGGCAGCUUUAAGUUUGUCACCCUGAAAGUAUUUAUUUCUUUAUAUAUCAAAAUAUAUUUAUUUUAUUUUA
Messenger RNA from Frieseomelitta varia, 4362 nucleotides. RefSeq names its product myogenesis-regulating glycosidase. NCBI's taxonomy places the organism in Eukaryota, Metazoa, Arthropoda, Insecta, Hymenoptera, Apidae. Bases 413 to 3943 code for a protein of 1176 amino acids. Gene Ontology annotation, biological process: carbohydrate metabolic process. The record is from RefSeq and is a predicted model, not a curated record. Gene Ontology annotation, molecular function: hydrolase activity, hydrolyzing O-glycosyl compounds. The transcript is spliced from 11 exons.